AAGUAGGCUCCACACCCAAUGUGCAGCUUGAACCCACGAUCCUGAGAUCAAGAGUUUGUGUUCUAUCUACUGAGCCAGCCAAGCCUGCCUUACUAUUAUUUUUACGAGGUUAGACUUCGUCUUCUAUGGCAAGAUAAAGUUGUCUUGAGGGAGUGUGCUGAACAAUGAAGGCCCAGAGAAGCAACAAUGAAUAUUUUACGUGCCAAGAUGGAGGCAAGAGACAAAGUUAAUUAUAACCAAAUACUCAUAUUAGGUGGGUUUUUUUUCGUUAGGCUAUUAAGCUCCAAGAAGGCAGGGUAUUAACACCCUUAGUUCUUACCCUUAGCUGUUGAUUAGCUGGGCUAUUAGUUCUAUAAGAGAAGUGUUUUAAUUGCUUUGUUCACUUCUGACGCUCUAGCACCUGGCACAUAGUGGGCCUAAAACAAAUAUUGGAAUGUCUCAGGGCCUGAAGGGACCUUUGACGUUACUGAUAAAUUCACUCUCUCCUUUGACAUCUGGAGAAACAGGGCCAAAAGGGGAAUGGACUUGUCCAAGGUCACACAGGGAUUAAGCGGCUGAGCCGGGACUAGAAUCCGACAAACAGCAAAAACAGCGGUGCCAUGCUGUGCCAGAACUAACAUCUUGCAUCAGUAACUUUGUUUUGCUUUCACAAGAGCCCAAGGGGUAGCUAUUAUUAUCCUUUGAUUAUCAAUGAGGAAAUAGGCUCAGAGAGGUUAAGGGACUUACCAAAGUCACAGAGCUGUUAAAUUUCAGACUUGAAAUCCCAUCCUCACAUAAAAAUGGGAACAUGGCUUCACUUGAAGUAGUCUGCCGGAGUGGUAGAUGCCCUCCCUUGGGACGUCAGCUCUCUCCAAUUCUGCGUGGUCACCACCUCGGUGGCUUCUCUUGGGGCUGGAUUUUCCUAGGCCCGUGGGCAUAUCGUUUGUGUGGGUGAGCCUGUCUGCUUCAUUCAACAUGUGCCCCAGCCCUGUCGCAUUUUGCCUGCCAUGUGCACUAAAAUCUACGGGAUGGGUAUAACCCGGGGCUCUCCCACUUCAAAGCCCAUUUACUACCCCAUCCCGACAACCUGGUCUUCUGUUUUGCUCACAGGUACUUACGGGACUUUUUGACCAUGUGCGUCAGGUAGAGGCCAGGAGGAACUGGGGCAAGACUUGGUUGAGAAGCUAGGGGGACAGAAGCCAGUCAAGUUUUCCUGACACCCAUCAACCAGGCCCUGGUCACCUGGUCUCAGCCAGCUUUGCCUGCCUUGCCGUGUGAUCUUGGGUAAGUCACAACUUUGUAGCCAGCCACUGGAUUUUCCCAGAUGUUUCCUGUGGAGGCUAAUGCUGAGCUUCCUUGUGCAGCCGUGGCCUGGCUAGGAGGGCAGUGGUUAGCCUGGAUUUGACCAAUGUGGGAAUGGUGUUGGGGGGGGGGGAAGGGAGAGGUGGAGGUUGUCUUUAGCCCCACCCUCUGGUGACAUCACACAAGACAACCUCCAGUCCCUGGAAGCCCCGCCCUUAGUGACCCUCACCUGUGGAAGUACCACAGGUGCUUGGCAUCUGGAGAAUUUGCCCAGUCCCACAGCAGAAUCCAUCGGCCCCCAGGCUCGAGAAAAUUCCCUAGAUGAACACAGAUGGCGGCAUGAACACAGGAGGAAACAGCAGGGGCUGCUGUGUGGAGCCUGGACUGGGAUGGAAAUGGCUGAGGUAGUGAGCCUCCUUAAUUAUUCCUCGGAAAUUUACUGAACAUCUACUACAUGCCAUGCACUGUUCGAGGCACAUGGGAUACAUCGGGGAGUACAGUCACGGGAUCCUCGCUGAGCUAGCUCUUCCUUAGGACGACUCCUCUCUUCUGAAACUCAGUGUGGGGACAAGGGGGCAGGAAGGAGGGACUAAGAACUGGGCUUCCGAGCCUCCCAGCUGCUGCUGGUGGUGCCAUCAAGGGUCGAGGACACCAGUCCCCUGACUUUGCUCUGGCCUCUCUCCCAGCUCCCUGCCUGGCCCACAGCCAUGGCCACGAUGGUGGCCCAGAAGCUCAGCCAUCUCCUGCCCAGUUUGCGGCAGGCCCACCAGGAGCCUCGGCCGUCCAGGCGGCCAGAGCCCGUGUUCACAGUGGACCGUGCCGAAGUGCCACCGCUCUUCUGGAAGCCGUACAUCUACGUGGGCUACCGGCCGCUGCAUCAGACCUGGCGCUUCUACUUCCGCACGCUGUUCCAGCAGCACAACGAGGCGGUGAACGUGUGGACCCACCUGCUGGCAGCCGUCGUGCUGCUGCUGCGGCUGGCCGUCUUCGUGGGGACCGUGGGCAUCUGGGGAGACCCGCACGCGCUGCCCCUCUUCAUCCUCCUCCUCGCAUCCUUCACCUACCUCUCCUUCAGCGCCUUGGCUCACCUCCUGCAGGCCAAGUCCGAGUUCUGGCAUUACAGUUUCUUCUUCCUGGACUACGUGGGCGUGGCCGUGUACCAGUUCAGCAGCGCCCUGGCACACUUCUACUACGCCAUCGAGCCUGCCUGGCACGCCCGGGUGCAGGCCGUCUUCCUGCCCGUGGCCACCUUUCUCGCCUGGCUUUCUUGCACUGGCUCCUGCUACAACAAGUACAUCCAGAAGCCUGGCCUGCUGGGCCGCACUUGCCAGGAGGUGCCCUCAGCGCUGGCCUACGCGCUGGACAUCAGCCCCGUGGUGCAUCGCAUCCUGGUGUCCCCUGACCCUACCUCAGACGACCCGGCUCUUCUCUAUCACAAGUGCCAGGUGGUCUUCUUCCUGCUGGCCGCCGCUUUCUUCUCCACCUUCAUGCCUGAGCGCUGGUUUCCUGGCAGCUGCCACGUCUUCGGGCAGGGCCACCAGCUCUUUCAUGUCUUCCUGGUGCUGUGCACGCUGGCCCAGCUGGAGGCCGUGGCACUGGACUACGAGGCCCGGCGGCCCAUCUAUGAGCCUCUGCAUACCCGCUGGCCCCACAACUUCUCUGGCCUCUUUCUGCUCACCGUGGGCAGCAGUGUCCUGACCGCGUUCCUCCUGAGCCAGCUGGUACGGCACAGACUCAACCGGAAGGCCCAGUGAAUGGCGGG
Acinonyx jubatus (cheetah) is the source of this 3043-nucleotide messenger RNA. It is a transcript of the gene PAQR7, whose product is annotated as progestin and adipoQ receptor family member 7. Gene Ontology annotation, cellular component: plasma membrane. The transcript is spliced from 3 exons. Gene Ontology annotation, biological process: response to steroid hormone. The record is from RefSeq and is a predicted model, not a curated record. Bases 1989 to 3035 code for a protein of 348 amino acids. NCBI's taxonomy places the organism in Eukaryota, Metazoa, Chordata, Mammalia, Carnivora, Felidae. Gene Ontology annotation, molecular function: steroid binding; nuclear steroid receptor activity.